GCGGCCGCUGUCAGGGAAUCGCAGGCGGCCAAUGGAACCCGGGAGCCGCCGCUGCUGCUGAGGCGGCGGUGUCGGCAGCCCGACCCCGACCGCCCGCACCCCCUCCGCCGGGGUCCCCCGGAGCCUGGAAGCUUGAAGUCUGGCUGUGGCCAUGGGGGACACGGUAGUGGAGCCUGCCCCGCUGAAGCCAACUUCUGAGCCCACUCCUGGCCCAUCAGGGAACAAUGGGGGCUCCUUGCUAAGUGUCAUCACGGAGGGGGUCGGGGAACUGUCAGUGAUUGACCCUGAGGUGGCCCAGAAGGCCUGCCAGGAGGUGCUGGAGAAAGUCAAGCUUUUGCAUGGAGGUGUGGACAUCUCUAUCAGAGGCACCCCACUGGAGUUGGUCAAUGGGGAUGGUGUGGACAGUGAGAUCCGUUGCCUGGACGAUCCACCCUCUCAGAUAAGGGAGGAGGAAGAUGAGAUGGGGGCCACAGUGGCCUCUGGCACAGCCAAGGGAGCAAGAAGGCGGCGGCAGAACAACUCAGCCAAACAGUCUUGGCUGCUGAGGCUGUUUGAGUCAAAACUAUUUGACAUCUCCAUGGCCAUUUCAUACCUGUAUAACUCCAAGGAGCCUGGAGUGCAAGCGUACAUCGGCAACCGGCUCUUCUGCUUUCGUAAUGAGGACGUGGACUUCUAUUUGCCCCAGUUGCUUAACAUGUACAUUCACAUGGAUGAGGACGUGGGUGAUGCCAUCAAGCCCUACAUCGUCCACCGUUGCCGCCAGAGCAUUAACUUUUCUCUCCAGUGUGCCCUGUUGCUGGGGGCCUACUCUUCAGACAUGCACAUUUCCACUCAACGACACUCCCGCGGGACCAAGCUCCGGAAGCUAAUCCUCUCAGAUGAGCUGAAGCCAGCUCACCGAAAGAGGGAGCUGCCCUCCUUCAGCCCAGCCCCUGACACAGGGCUGUCUCCCUCUAAAAGGACUCACCAGCGCUCUAAGUCAGAUGCCACCGCCAGCAUAAGUCUCAGCAGCAACCUGAAACGAACAGCCAGCAAUCCUAAAGUGGAGAAUGAGGAUGAGCCCGUCAGACUGGCUCCCGAGCGAGAAUUCAUCAAGUCCCUGAUGGCGAUUGGCAAGCGGCUGGCCACGCUCCCCACCAAGGAACAGAAAACACAGCGGCUGAUCUCAGAGCUCUCCCUGCUCAACCAUAAGCUCCCUGCCCGAGUUUGGCUGCCCACUGCUGGCUUUGACCACCACGUGGUCCGCGUGCCCCACACCCAGGCUGUUGUCCUCAACUCUAAGGACAAGGCUCCCUACCUGAUCUAUGUGGAAGUCCUCGAAUGUGAAAACUUCGACACCACCAACGUCCCCGCCCGGAUCCCGGAGAACCGAAUUCGUAGCACCCGGUCUGUAGAGAACCUGCCCGAAUGCGGCAUCACCCACGAGCAGCGGGCAGGCAGCUUCAGCACUGUGCCCAACUAUGACAACGAUGAUGAGGCCUGGUCGGUGGAUGACAUAGGCGAGCUGCAGGUGGAGCUCCCUGAAGUGCACACCAACAGCUGUGACAACAUCUCCCAGUUCUCCGUGGACAGCAUCACCAGCCAGGAGAGCAAGGAGCCUGUGUUCAUUGCAGCAGGCGACAUCCGACGGCGCCUUUCGGAGCAGCUGGCUCACACCCCCACAGCCUUCAAACGAGACCCAGAAGACCCUUCUGCAGUUGCUCUCAAAGAGCCCUGGCAGGAGAAAGUGCGGCGCAUUAGAGAGGGCUCCCCCUAUGGCCAUCUCCCCAAUUGGCGGCUCCUGUCAGUCAUUGUCAAGUGUGGGGAUGACCUUCGGCAGGAGCUGCUGGCCUUCCAGGUGUUGAAGCAACUGCAGUCCAUUUGGGAACAGGAGCGAGUACCCCUGUGGAUCAAGCCAUACAAGAUUCUUGUGAUUUCGGCCGACAGUGGCAUGAUUGAACCAGUGGUCAAUGCUGUGUCUAUCCACCAGGUGAAGAAACAGUCACAGCUCUCCUUGCUCGAUUACUUCCUGCAGGAGCAUGGCAGUUACACUACUGAGGCAUUCCUCAGUGCCCAGCGCAAUUUUGUGCAGAGUUGUGCUGGCUACUGCUUGGUCUGCUACCUGCUGCAAGUCAAGGACAGACACAAUGGGAAUAUCCUGUUGGACGCAGAAGGCCACAUCAUCCACAUCGACUUUGGCUUCAUCCUGUCCAGCUCACCCCGAAACCUGGGCUUUGAGACAUCAGCCUUUAAGCUGACCACAGAGUUUGUAGACGUGAUGGGCGGCCUGGAUGGCGACAUGUUCAACUACUACAAGAUGCUGAUGCUGCAGGGGCUGAUUGCUGCUCGGAAACACAUGGAUAAGGUGGUGCAGAUCGUGGAGAUCAUGCAGCAAGGUUCUCAGCUUCCUUGCUUCCACGGCUCCAGUACCAUCCGCAACCUCAAGGAGAGGUUCCACAUGAGCAUGACUGAGGAGCAGCUCCAGCUGCUGGUGGAGCAGAUGGUGGAUGGCAGCAUGCGGUCUAUAACCACCAAACUCUACGAUGGCUUCCAGUACCUCACCAACGGCAUCAUGUGACAUCCUCCUUCUCAGGCCCCGGAGCAGUGGGGGAUUCAGGGGACCCUCCCUGGGAAGGCCCUUGUCAGAGAAACCCUAAACCAGGAAGCCCCACCCACCCAGCCAUCCACCAAGGGAAAUGGAAGGCAAGAAAUACAGAGGAUCAUGUGGUAACUGUAGAGCUUGCCAGGGGGGUUGGGAGAACCAGCCGUGGGGUCCAGACUCGCUGGGGCUUUCCUACCACCCCCCACCAGCUGUGUCAGUAUUACCACCUGACAGACUCCAGGGCUCACUGCCCUCCAGAGAACAGAAGUGAUAAAUGUGAGGGACACUAGGGCCUUUCUUCUCCUCACUAGGGUUCGAGAGGUUCUUUCCGCAGGCCGUCCUAAUGUGUCCUGGGUCCCAGGAAGGAGGAAAGAGUAGGUUCUUGGUACUAAGGACUUGAUCCUGUGGUUGGCCUUCGGCCAUGCUGCUGCCCGACUCUGUCACCUCCCAGGGACUAACCCCUAGCCCGAGUUCCCCUUGGUAGGUGGGCUUUGGCAUAGGGUCCUGCACUUGCUGAGGUUCCCCAUCCCAGGAGUGAGGAAGGGAAUGAUCACAGCCCCUCCAGUCUGAGGGUAUUGGCCUAGCCAUGGGGAAUUCCUUGCCCUUAUCCUUUCCCCACACCCAGGGAAAUAGCUCUCAAUUUUUAAUUUUUAAUUUUUGUUUGAAAUAAAGUCCUUAGUUAGCCA
Molecule: messenger RNA, 3267 nt
Organism: Lipotes vexillifer (Yangtze River dolphin)
Lineage: Eukaryota; Metazoa; Chordata; Mammalia; Artiodactyla; Lipotidae
Gene: PI4KB
Product: phosphatidylinositol 4-kinase beta
Exons: 11
Coding region: 152-2557 (801 amino acids)
Biological process (GO): phosphatidylinositol-mediated signaling; phosphatidylinositol phosphate biosynthetic process
Cellular component (GO): membrane; cytoplasm
Molecular function (GO): 1-phosphatidylinositol 4-kinase activity
Source: RefSeq, a predicted model, not a curated record